UAUGGGGCCAGUGCUCUCAUUGUUUCCACAUCCAUUGCAUCAUGAAAUGGUUAAAUUCACAACAAGUAAAUCACCAGUGUCCCAUGUGUCGUCAGGAUUGGAAAUUUAAAGAAUGAUCAUUGUAAUUCCUAAAUGGAAUAGGAUGGAAAUUUUGUCAAUUGGAUUCUUUGUAAGUGUGUAAAUGUAAGACAUUUUAAAAUUAUAGAUAAUACAUUAAGAGAAGAAUGUUUAUUAUAAUUUUUGUCUGUUUGAGAAAAGUAAUAUAUUAUGCAUCUGUUAUUUCAGUCUUGCUGAUGAGUUAAGUGAGUGACUAAUUAUGACUGUGAGGUAUUUUAAUGAGACUCAGAUUUUCUCCAUUGUUUGAAGAAACUUUUAUUUUGUUAGCAUAAUCUUCAAAAUGGCCAUUGUAACCAUUUUUUAUUUAGUUAUUGUCAUGUCUAAAAUACCAAUGUUGUUUAUAUUUUUUUGAUAAAUUUUCUUGUUUGUGUAUUAUGCAGAAAAGAUCAAGAUUCCUUUGUAUUGCAUGUUCAGGCCAGCUUAGGAGUUCGUAACUCUUGCAUUUGAAAUCUCAGUCGUUUUCAUUUCAUUGCGUGCCUUUAGCAAUGUUGAGAGACAACUGGAGACUGAUACUUUCAAAAGAAACAAGUGGUCUGUAGCUGCUUCUUGUUAAGAAAUGUUUGUUUGUAAUGUUUAUGGUAUUUUUUUUUAAUAUUUAAUAAAAUUGUAAACAUGUAUUUGCCACAUUGUUUUGUAUUUCUCUCCCACGUAUUUGAUCUGCAGGGAUUAGGAUUAAUACGUUUAGUUUGUACUUUUAAUUAUUUUUUUUUUCCUUGAUGUCAUUUUAAGAACUUUAAGCUCUGAAAUAUAUUACAAGAAUAUUAUAUUUCUCAUGUUCAUAAUAUGUGAGAAAUUUAAGUAGAAAUAAUAGUU
Messenger RNA from Gryllus bimaculatus (two-spotted cricket), 930 nucleotides. Lineage: Eukaryota; Metazoa; Arthropoda; Insecta; Orthoptera; Gryllidae. The record is from the annotation of a GenBank genome assembly.